Molecule: messenger RNA, 471 nt
Organism: Exserohilum turcica Et28A
Lineage: Eukaryota; Fungi; Ascomycota; Dothideomycetes; Pleosporales; Pleosporaceae
Exons: 3
Cellular component (GO): nucleus
Molecular function (GO): DNA binding
Source: RefSeq, a predicted model, not a curated record
AUGGGCGUAAUUGGCUCAAUAAAGGUAGUCACAGGCGCAGAGCGUCGUACGAGGCCUACUCUCACGCAGCCAGGCAAUCGCGAGUGGGUUACAGUCAUCCAGAGCAUCUGCGCUGCGGGAUACGCUACCCCGCCAUUCAUUAUCUACAAGGGACGCAAGCUUUCAGUAUCAGAGAACGGCUGGACGAACAAUGAGCUUGGUCUCGCGUGGUUAAAGCACUUUGACGAGCAUACAAAGACGCGUCAGAGCUCUACUGUGGGUGGGCAUCGACUACUUAUUAUUGACGGCCAUGAGAGCCACUGCUCCAUCGAUUUUCAAGAUCUUUGCAAGGAGAAGAAUAUCAUUCUUCUCUGCAUGCCUCCACACUCGUCUCACCUGUUGCAGCCCCUUGACGUCGCCUGCUUCUCGCCAUUAAAGCGCAAGUAUGGCGACGCUGUUUCAGGCUUGGCACGCAACCGCACCCACUAUAUC